CUACACCGUUUCUCCUCAUGUUUCCUUGGGAUGCCUUCUCCGGGCUCUUUACCUAGGAUCGGUACUCAACCUCCUUUCCCCAAUCCUGUGUUUGUAUAAUGUCGCUGCUGAAGCCGUGCUUUGAUAUUACGGGUUUACUAUUGUUCACCUGACCUUGUGUAGCAAGGAUGUUCUAUUGUGCUUCUAGCAUGAGAAGCUGUGCUGACAGUUGAUAGUGCGAUGGGAAAAUCCCGAUCAGCCACUGUUUGUAUCGCGUAUAUGCUCAGCCGUCAGCCUAGUGCACUGACACCAGAGUCCGCCCUUGACAUCAUCAGACAGAACCGACCGCUAUGUGAGCCGAAUCCUGGGUUCAUGGAGCAACUCUCAGUCUACCAUCAGAUGGGAUGUCCAGAUGAUGUCACUAGCCACCCACUUUACAGCCGGUGGCUUUACCGCCGCGAGGUGGAAGAGAGUGUAGCAUGUGGUCGAGCACCUGAGUUGAAGUCCGUGCUGUUUGAGGAUGAGCAGCCGCGCCAAUCACAGGAGCCCGCGGGUCGUAUGACAGAGAUCAAAUGUCGCAAAUGCCGGCGCAAAUUGGCGACCACGCAAUUCAUCAUCCCCCAUACCUCCCAAAAGAACGCCAGAGCAUCCACGGCUGAUUGCGCUCAUGUAUUUUUACACCCACUGACUUGGAUGCGCCCGUCACUCUUUCCUGGUACUGAUUCAGAAUCUUCCGGCUCACCUUAUGGAGCGCCGCCAGAAGAUGCCCCGUUGUCUGGCCGUCUGACCUGUCCCAACUCGUCCUGCGGAGCUAAUAUUGGCAAAUUUGCCUGGCAAGGCAUGCAAUGUAGCUGCGGCGAGUGGGUUGUCCCUGCGAUUGGCCUUGCAAAGGCCAGGGUGGACAUUUCCGAGAGGGUCAACAUCAUCCGCGGACCAGGCAACUUGCCAGCCGCGAUGGGCAUUCGUCUGCCGCCUGGAAUGCGGUCUAACCCCGCGGAUGAGAGCAACGGACGCGGAAACCUAUAAACUUUGGUAGCGCUACCUAACGUUGACUCCGCCAGGGGUAGAUCACGGCGCAGCAAGGCUCCGUCGGAAGUCUAAGCAUGCUCGCUCGUUGAUAGGCUCCCCUUAGCCAUGCCUUUAAAUGACGAACCAGCGGGUCAUAAA
Messenger RNA from Aspergillus welwitschiae, 1146 nucleotides. RefSeq lists its product as uncharacterized. The coding region runs from base 220 to 1005 and encodes 261 amino acids. Gene Ontology annotation, biological process: protein dephosphorylation. The record is from RefSeq and is a predicted model, not a curated record. Gene Ontology annotation, molecular function: protein tyrosine/serine/threonine phosphatase activity. Lineage: Eukaryota; Fungi; Ascomycota; Eurotiomycetes; Eurotiales; Aspergillaceae. The transcript is spliced from 2 exons. Gene Ontology annotation, cellular component: nucleus.